Molecule: messenger RNA, 779 nt
Organism: Mytilus trossulus (common blue mussel)
Lineage: Eukaryota; Metazoa; Mollusca; Bivalvia; Mytilida; Mytilidae
Product: large ribosomal subunit protein uL13m-like
Exons: 7
Coding region: 100-672 (190 amino acids)
Biological process (GO): translation; negative regulation of translation
Cellular component (GO): mitochondrial large ribosomal subunit; ribosome
Molecular function (GO): structural constituent of ribosome; mRNA binding
Source: RefSeq, a predicted model, not a curated record
GUUUGUUGUUUGGAAGUUUUCAACACCGGAAGUAUGUUUUGAGCACAUGAAAACAAUUUUAUAAAUAUCAACAUGACUUUGAGAAACAAAUAAUCUGAAAUGGCAUACAACAGAGUUUUACAAUGGUCUGUUAUGACAAGAUCCUGGUGGUUAUAUGAUGCAGAAAACCAGUGUGCUUUUAAAUCAGCUCGUAAAAUUGUUGACUAUCUACAGGGAAAGCAUAAACCUAUAUACCACCCUCUUAGUGAUAUUGGUGACCAUGUUGUCGUAAUAAAUACUAAAUUAGUAGCCAUGAGAGACGACAGAUGGAGAAAGUUUACAUACCCUCACCAUACAGGCUAUGCAGGAGGAUUCUCCAGGGCAUCAGCAUGGAGAUUACAUGACAUGGAUCCUACAAAGGUUAUGUACAAAGCUUGUUAUCAAAGAAUCAAGGGAAACUUAUUAAGACCAAACAUCAUGAGACGGUUGCAUUUAUUUCCUGAUGAUAAUGUUCCUGAUGAAAUAAUGGCAAAUAUAAGUGAUCAGAUACAACAGAUACAGAUAGUACCUAAACAAUUAGAAGACUAUUCCCAGUUAGAGAAAGAUAACUUCCCAGAGAUAUUUGAAUGGCCAGAGAAAGAAAUGAUGCCAAAAAAGAAACAACCAGAACUUCUGCAAACUGAGGAUACGUGAAGGUUUAUCAAAGACUAGUGGAAUCUAGAAAUCUAUAUAUUUUAAAGAAUGUCUGUUGAAUGAUAGUUUUGAAUGUAUAAUUGUGAUAAAAAAGUGUUAAAAAUCAA